UCUAAUUCGGAGUACGUCCGGUUCUGGUCUCUGAGAGAGAGAUUCGAUUCAGAUCACAUGGCGAUCGAGGGCGCCCCGCCCCUUCCGCAAGACGUAACGGCGGAGAUCCUCUCUCGUCUCCCUGUGAAAUCCCUUCUCCGAUUCAAAUCCGUCUCCAAAAACUGGUUCUCUCUCAUCCAAAACUCCGACUUCGUCUCCCUCCACCUCCACCGCUCCACCACCACCAACGACUGCCUCCUAGUCAAGCGGUUCCUCACCGACGACGUUCGCGACUCGGUCCUGUCAACACUCCCCCCCAACGAAAGAACCCCGGUCUGCGACCUGCUCGACGUCUCCUCCACGACCGGAGCAAGCGUCUGGGAUCUCGACCUCCUGGCCUCCUGCAACGGCAUCGUUUGCCUCGCCGGUAAGGAACGCAGGCAUGCUGCUGCGAUCGCGCUAUGCAACCCGUUGAUGAGAGAAAUCAGACUGCUCCCUCAACCUCGUUAUCACGCGAGGUACGCGAGCUUUCUAGGGUUCGGGUUCGAUCCGGUUACUAAAGAUUACAAAGUGGUUAGGGUUGCCACACUUUUCGAAUUGGAUAUAAAGCCUUACGAAUUUCCUGAUAAUCCCUAUGAUGCUGCUGCUGUAGGGAUUGUACAAGAUAUGCCCGUCGAUGUGAAAGUUGAAAUAUAUAACCUGAGUAGUGAUUGUUGGAGAGAAAUAGAUGACCCGGUCGUGCCCGGCGAGUACCAGUGCAAGCGCCAUCCUAAUUUUUGCGCAUCGUUGAAUGGUGUUUCCUAUUGUUUCGCCUCCCCUUGGGAUCAUCAUCAACCCCGUGAUGAGGUGAUUAUCGGGUUUCGAAUGUCGAACGAGUUGUUCGAACAAAUACCCUUGCCCCAUGAGGUCUGCUCGCAGUCGUGGUUUAACAUUAACCUGUUUACGUUAAACGAUGCGCUUGCGUUUGUUACCAUUCCGUAUCUUUGGGUUCCAUAUCCAGCGUCCGAAGGCGCAGGCUUUGACGUAUGGGUAAUGGAUGGAUACGGCGUUGAGGGCUCUUGGAAUAAAAAGUACACUAUUGGACCCUUCUCAGAAGGGUACCUCUAUCCGUUGCUAUCACGCCAAAAUGGCGAGUUCCUUCUUUUGAGGUGCGGAGAAAGGCGCAUGGUGUCUUAUGACCUUAAUACUGGAGUAAUAACAGAGUAUCAAGUAUACGAUGUGCCUGGAUCAGAAUAUUGUGUACGGGGCUUACAAGUUCUUCCUUACACAGAGUCGUUAGUGCCAGUCAAGAGACAGACACAUUGACCAAGAUAGUAGUUCUUCUAUCGAAUCUCCUCUGGAACAUAUAUAGGGCAUUGCUGCUUUCACAUUUUGCUAAGCGAGUAGUCUCGGAGAAGAGGGAGAGAUUAUUGUGUGUUUUGGUAAUUUGAAGAACCAGAGAGGAUGCAACUCCGCUCUUGUGUUCCCUCCACAGCUACAAUGUACAACUUCACCUAAAUAGAUUUAUAAUGUACAACUUCACCUAAA
This is a messenger RNA of Rhododendron vialii, 1506 nucleotides long. Its product is annotated as F-box protein CPR1-like. NCBI's taxonomy places the organism in Eukaryota, Viridiplantae, Streptophyta, Magnoliopsida, Ericales, Ericaceae. The transcript has a single exon. The record is from RefSeq and is a predicted model, not a curated record. Bases 58 to 1284 code for a protein of 408 amino acids. Gene Ontology annotation, molecular function: protein binding.